This is a messenger RNA of Callorhinchus milii (elephant shark), 2371 nucleotides long. RefSeq names its product protein NATD1 (gene natd1). The record is from RefSeq and is a predicted model, not a curated record. Bases 185 to 700 code for a protein of 171 amino acids. NCBI's taxonomy places the organism in Eukaryota, Metazoa, Chordata, Chondrichthyes, Chimaeriformes, Callorhinchidae. The transcript is spliced from 4 exons.
GUCAGUGGCAUGAGUCUCAUAUAACAGAGUGUUGGAGGGUGCAGAUUCAGCCUAAUCUGAGCUUCCUAUCGCAGUUAAAUCAACGUGAAAGAGUAUGUUGCUUCGUAUGUUGAAGGAAGGACAACGAGAAUUAUUGUAACACCCUCCUACCACGAGCAUUCUCUAGUACUCCUCAGAAUUUAUUAUGCUUUUACGACCUUUUCGUAAUAUUCUUACAGGAUAUUACUAUAAUUUUCCACUCGAUAGAACGCCUAUAACUUGGAAACUUCUAAAGCGCUUCACAGGCGAUCUUGUGGCCGAGCUCGGUUCGUCCCAGGCUGAUCCGGGAGGGAGAGCGAUGGCCGAAUCUAACGCUAUCCCGGUCCAGGACGAGAAUAACUGCCCCAUCAAAGUGGAACACGAUCGCAAGAGGCGACAGUUUCAGGUCCGGUUGAACGGCUCCCAUGAACGAGCAGUGCUGCUGUACGAGUAUGUGGGAAAGAAAACAGUGGACCUGCAACACACGGAGGUUCCAGACGCCUACAGAGGGAGAGGAAUCGCCAAACUGAUGGCCAAGGCGGCCCUGGACUUUGUGGUUGAGGAGGACCUUCGGGCUCACCUGACGUGCUGGUACCUGCAGAAAUACAUCAAAGAGAAUCCGCUGCCACAUUACAUGGACCGGAUACAGCAGCGAGUUCCCACAGACUUUCACCUGCGUUAGACUCCCAGCCCUGGUCUCACAGGGCAACCUACUGUUACAGACUGGAUGCGUUGUGUGUGUGUGUGUGUGUGUGUGUAUGAGAGGGGGGUAUGUUCAUGUUAUGAUGCAAAAGUGUAUCAAGAGGGAAGGGAUGUGUGUGUGUGGGGGGGGGGGCGCGGAGGGGGUUAAGGGGGGGGAUUAUUUUGCUAACUUGAUCCAGGAUUGCUCUUUAUAAUGUGCACCAUUGGCCUGUCAACUGUGGACAAGAGGACAGUAACCUGACGUACGUAAGUACUCUGCGAUGCCAUUCCUGUAGGAUUGGCUUUCGAACCGUAGCCAUUACAGGAGGCUCUUUGCCUAUUGAUGCCAGUUACUCCACCCGAGACCAUCUCCUCUAAUUCUGAUUCUGGGUGGGAUGUCUAUCAGACAGAGCACCAAGCGAGCUCCCAGUGUUUAACAGGGAAGGAAAUAGGAGAUUCUUAGCAGGUACCAACAGCCCCUCCCAGAAAAGGUCUCUUGCUCGCUUUGUCGCCAGGAGUGUGGUCAAGGAUGACACGUCGACCUAUCACACCUCUGGGUCUUGGCUUCCAACUAAGGCCUGGAAGGAAUGAACCCUCCGGUCGUCUCUUAAGAGUUUGGAGCUGACCGCAAACACAUGGCUGUCACCCUCCCCCCUCUUCCCCACCCACGCCCUCUGUCACCCUGCCCUCCACCCACACACCCACCCCAUCCUGUCGCUCAACUCCCAUCCACCACCCCCCCAUUCCCAGGUUUUGAGGGCUAAAGGGUCACAACGGGAAAGUGGAAUUAGUAAAAACAGGGCCGCGUGGGAGAGGGAGGGAAAGAAAAGGCCAGAGAGGAGGAGAGAGCAGACCGAACAGCCUUCUACUGUACUGAAAGUUUGUAUGUUUACCACGUUUUGGCACAGAUGGAUGCCAGACCAUGGCUGGUGUGGCAAACGGUGAUUUCACCCUUGGUGCAGCAGGUGGCACUAUGUUGGAAGGCAGAGUGGGAGGACUCGCUCAGUGGUGCUUCAGAAUGGGUUCCGACUCCACUUGAGCUGGGAGUAAUGGCGCAAGAUGGAGUGGAUUGGGAUGGAGGCGGGAGGGGAGUGGGGGGCGCGGAGGGAAGGUUAGGUCACUCAAUCCACGACUUUGUGGGACCCUACUGUGUGCAAUUGACUGCCACGUUUCACCCACAAAAUACAUAAUCCACUUUACAGUAUAUUCUGUGAAGCGCUUUGAGACGUAUCAACGACGUGAUGAGGCGCUGUAUCAAAUGCAAAGGUUCUUAUUAUUAAUAUUAAUUGGACUAAACCUCCAAGUGAACAGAGCCAGGACGGCAGAACUUUACUGGAAUCUACCGCUUAAAUUCAGGAGUUAAUUUUCUCUGUUUUUCUCCCUUCCCCACCCCCAACCCGGUCCACUGCAGACAGCCUCGGGCAGUCUUGUCCCAUGUCUCUCUCUCUCUCUCCUGUUUUAGGGACUCUCUCUCUCUCUCCCCUCCCACCCCCUCACUUCCUCCCCUUCCAUUCUCGAGUCUCGGUGUAAACAGUUUCUGAGUGGUCUCUCAUAUCUUUAUCGAUCUUUUUAUGCACAAAAUGCGAUUGUUUGUUUUAGUCGGUAGUUUUUCUCUGUUGAUUUUAUUAAAAAAAGAAAGCAAUAAAUUUCUAGCAAACAGCGUUCACCCUGC